Molecule: messenger RNA, 1773 nt
Organism: Tetrapisispora phaffii CBS 4417
Lineage: Eukaryota; Fungi; Ascomycota; Saccharomycetes; Saccharomycetales; Saccharomycetaceae
Gene: MPP10
Product: rRNA-processing protein MPP10
Exons: 1
Coding region: 1-1773 (590 amino acids)
Biological process (GO): rRNA processing
Cellular component (GO): small-subunit processome; sno(s)RNA-containing ribonucleoprotein complex; nucleus
Source: RefSeq, a predicted model, not a curated record
AUGACCGACUUUAUUGAUACAAUUAAAGAAGAACCUACUGACAUAUUUUCAAAACAUGCAAGUGCACCAUUACCGUUAGUCAAGUCUUAUUUAGAUAAUGUUAUCCAGCUCUAUAAAUCUGAAAACGCCUCUGCUAAAUCUGACAUCGAUGAAGUCGUUAUUGAAGGUCUAGAUGCCAACCAAGUUUGGUGGCAAACAAAAUUGGUUUUGGACAAAGUUGAAGGUGAUUUGAUGGAAAGAAUCCAGGAAUUAAAGGAUAUCAUCAACUUAAAAGAUGAUCCAAUUAGCAGCUCCGAAGAUGAUUUAGAACAAAGUAUUCAAGAUGAAGAUAAUGAUGAUGAUGAUGAUGAUGAUGAUGAUGAAAAAGAAGAAGAAGAAGAAGAAGAAGAAGAAGAAGAAGAGAAAGAAGAAGAUGUCAAAGUUAAGGGGGCUGUCGAUGUUACUGAAGAUAAAACCAAUACCAACAAAGAAAUGAAUGAUAUUAAAAGCGAUAAAGAGGAUUCAGAAGAAUUUGAAGCUGAAAGUCAUGGCUUAAAUGACAGAUUUUUCAAUUUAGAAGAAUUCAAUAGACAAACUUUAAAUGCUGAGAAUAAUCUAGAUGCUGAACUCGAAGAAGGCGAGGACGAAGAAGAUAUAGAUUAUUUUGGUGAUAUUCCAUCCGAAGAAGAAGAAGAAGCCAUUUACUAUGAUGAUUUCUUUGAUAAGCCAAAUCAAAAGGGAAAGCCAACUCAUAAUAAGAAUAAGAGGAAAGCAGGAAAGGAAGCUGAAGAUGACAUGAUAUUUAACGAGAGUGACUAUGAGGAAGCUGUCGAUGCAGCCAAGUUAGAUUUAUUUGCUGAGGAAGAAGAAGAAGAAGUUGAUGACAAUGAAGAAAAGCUCUCAACGUUCGAAAAGCAACAGUUAGAGAUUCAGAAACAAAUUUUAGUUUUAGAAGAUGAAGCAGUAGCUGAAAAGAAGUGGACACUAAAGGGUGAAGUAAAUGCUCAAAACCGUCCAGAAGAUGCUCUGUUAACCGAAGACUUAGAAUUUGAUAGAACUGCCAAACCUGUUCCAGUGAUAACAAGUGAAGUUACAGAAACGUUGGAAGAUAUGAUUAGAAAAAGAAUUCAAGUGGGUGAAUUCGAUGACCUACAGAGACGUAUAAUUACCGACAUGUCAUUGAAGCCAAGAAGACCUGAAUUCGAAUUAAGUGACACAAAAUCUUCUAAAUCCUUAGCUGAAAUAUAUGAAGCUGAUGCGCAAGGUAUCAAAGCUGAUGAUGAAAUUUCUGAAGAAAUGCAAAAAUCACAUAACGAGAUAACAGAAUUGUUUAACGAUCUUUUCUUUAAACUUGAUGCGCUAUCUUCUGCUCAUUUCAUUCCAAAACCUAUUAAACAGAAAUUUGAAGUUAGAGUAGAGACUGCUGCUAUAGCCAUGGAAGAUGCCCAACCUUUAACAAUGUCUAAUGCAUCAACUUUGGCACCACAAGAAAUAUAUAAACCUGGGAAAUCAGACAAUGCCAAUGAAAUCAGAUUAAAUAAUGGUACCGUUAUGUCCAGAGAUGAAUUGACAAGAGAAGAUAAAACAAGAUUACGUAGAGCUGCUAAGCGUAAGAGAUCAAAAGCUCUGUCAAAUGGAGACCAGAAGAAAAAGAAGCAAAGUAAAAAGGAUAGUGUUAUUGAAACCUUAUCUAAAGCAAAGAAUAUUACCGUUAUUAACAAGAAGGGUGAGCAUCAUGACGUUAGAGGUAACGUAAAAUCCUCAGGCCAAUCUAACCAAAACCUGAAAUUAUAG